Hibiscus syriacus is the source of this 1662-nucleotide messenger RNA. RefSeq names its product arginine/serine-rich coiled-coil protein 2-like. The record is from RefSeq and is a predicted model, not a curated record. NCBI's taxonomy places the organism in Eukaryota, Viridiplantae, Streptophyta, Magnoliopsida, Malvales, Malvaceae. The coding region runs from base 130 to 1563 and encodes 477 amino acids. The transcript has 8 exons.
AUAACUGAUUCUCUGAGCUCCGGCUUUGUUAUUUGUCUCCUCCAUGCAGAUCUCCAUCUCGAUUUUGCAUUGCACAGGAUAUUAAACGUUUCCAAGCCUUCAACAAUUAAUUCUAAGGUAGUCGACUUCAUGGACCCAAAUUUAAAGACUUCACCGCCUGAUAGUUCUGAUGCAAAAGCUGCGUUUCGUAAGCCUUCUAAUGAUGCUUCUAGCCGACAAUAUAGGUGUCGCACUCCAGUUAGCAGGUUAUCUUCAUGUGAAGGAAGUUCUCCUCAGCGUGACCGCAGUGUUAGUCCCAUGGUUUAUAGGGAUGAUUUGGAAAAAGGUGCUGAUUCUCGACCAGGAAGAGAUGGGAGAGAACUAGAUAGGGAUUCUACUAGGAAUCAAUAUAGUAGAAAUGGUGAUUCUUAUAGAUAUUCUGAUCGACCGUCUUCCAGGAGCUCUCAUUGUUAUCCCAAACACGAUGAUUAUGUUAGGCAUGACAAGCAUGGAGAUGAAGAUAGCAAGUAUGAUAGAUUUUCCUCUCGUUCUGACCGAGAAUCAAGAAUUAGCGGUCAUUUUGAUCAUCCAAGACGAUAUGAUGGUGCUGGACAUAGAAGCAGGGGUAACGAGAAAGAAUCACCUUUUCUAGAGUGUCCAAAAUAUAAGGACAAGGAUUCAUCUUUUGAAAGGGUUGGCUUUGUUAGGAAACAUGGCAACUAUAUCUCUGAAGAGACUGAUAGAGAUCGAAGGUGCGAAAGAGGUGGUCGAGAUGAAAAAGUAGACUAUCAUAGAAGCUCGAGAGAUAAAAAGGGAAAUUACAAAUCUUUUGAAGAAUCGAGGGGCCACCGGAAUGACUCAUCUUCUGGGUGGGAGAGGGACACUGAUAGACGUCACCCUAAAGAAGGUUACAGGAGUGGGCUGGAGGAUUUAGAUGGCCCGAAGCCUUUCAAAAAGGAGAGAGUUAACUAUGAUGAAGGGGAAGUUAAUGUGGUAAAGAAGGAUAGGUUUGGUAGAGUAGGGAAGGAACAGUUUGAAGACAAGUCUAUGUUUGACAGUAAAAAUCAGGAGUCUCCGGAAAAGAAGUCGAAACACUUUAGGUUGGGUAAGAGCUCUGAUUAUGAUAAGGAUGGUGAUGAAAAGAGGUUAAGUUUGGAGCAAACUGAGGAGACUGUUGAAAGAGUUACCACUGGACCGGUCCAUAGCAGUGUUGUUGACAUCACCAAUGACGUGAAUGCUGCAAAAUUUGCUGCAAUGAAAGCUGCUGAAUUAGUUAAUAGGAACCUCAUUGGGGCAGGCCAGAGUAAUAUGACUACAGAGCAGAAGAAGAAAUUGCUGUGGGGGGGAAAGAAAAGCACUCCUGCAGAAGAGCCAGGUCAUCGCUGGGAUACUGCACUAUUUGGUGAUCGUGAGCGACAAGAGAAGUUCAAUAAACUCAUGGGUGUGAAAGGGGAUGUGAAGGCGGAGCAUAAAGCCGACAAUCAAGAUGCAGAGAAGCAGCGGGAACUCCAGCUGGAUUUGGAGAAGCAGUACACUGCUGGACUUCGGCGGAGGGAUGGCCGCACCGUUGGAUUAGGUCUUUAAGCAUCAAAGUUGGAAACUUAUGGUGCAGCAAAGGGGAAUGCUUUGUGACAUUCUGUUCUACUUCCUUUUUUCCUUUAAAUAUUAUUACAAAUAAUCUCU